AUGGGGAAUGCGGCAGGGGGAAUAGAGCAGGCAGAUGGCCGGGAGGCCAAGCACUCUGUGGGGUCAGGAACGGGCCUGAGUGACCCCACCCCGACCCUGCAGAAGAAGCAUUCUGCUCCCCCCAAGCUGCCCGUGCCCUCAGAGGAGGAGCUGGAGGAGCGCUUCAGUGUGGUUCUGGUGAGUGGCAGGACAGGAGGGGAGACACACAUCAUGCAUAUCAACACACAGAAAUACAGGCACAUCACACAGGAAUUUAGUUGCAUCACACACCUACUGUAUUGCACUGAUAUCUAAAGUAGCAGGUAAAAUCCCUCACUUAAAUAUGCUGGGUGCCAAAUGUCUGAGAGAAAAUACAUUCAGUUUUACAUUUGAAUUCUGUCAAGGUAAUUCUGGUUCCUGUUAAAAAACAAUGCCGUCUCUCUCACUGCAGCCAGUCAUGUUAGUAAAGAGAGCUGACAUUUUGUUGGCCUCAAUCCCAUCCAAAAGCUCACAUCCUCUUUUAGAUAUUUUGAAAUGGGCCUCUCUGCUCAGCCUGUGUUCAAAUGAUGUCAUAGACUGCAGUCUGCACUCUUAGAGGAACUGGAGACACCAUGAAGGCAAGGUGCUGGAUUGAGCAAUAGAUUUAGCAUGAAAGAGACCACAAGACUAAGACAGGAAGGCAAAUGUUUCUCAAAUAUUUCAACAUGUCAUUUCCCAUCAGUUAACACCUAUGGAGGACAACAUAAUGCUAUCAAUCCAAUACUAGAAUAAUAUAAUUAUAAAUGUCACCUUGUCCUAGAGAGAUUUACAUGGUUAUCAAAAUGUCAUGCCAGGGUAAGCUUAUACGAAACACAGCCCUUAUUUUCAGUGUUUAUAAAAUCCCCUAUGGGAAAAAUGAAUGGUGGAAAACAAUUGGAACCAUUUCCUUGUUUGACUGAUAGGUUUUAUGGGUAUUAUGACUCAUACUGUGGUACCCAUAUAGGGUCUCUAAAUUGAGAAAUGUUCCAGAAAUGUUCCAGAAAUGUAAACUCAGUCGUUUACAUUUUCCAGUGAUGAAGACAUGGAUGUCUCAUGGUAGGGUGAGGAUAUAAAAAAUGGGCAAACUUUGAGCACCUCUAUCUCCUAAAGGUUUUGUCAUUCAGGUCCAAAGAAAUCACUUUCUGUCCACUUCUACCAUAGGAAAAUUUGUAUGGGACGUUUAGUUCAUAUCAAAAGGGGUGAGGUCAAAACGUUUUUGAAAUCAAAUGGAACGACCCAUACCCCAAAAUGUAGGUGUGUGCGUGUGUGUGUGCAUGCUUGCGUGUGUGUGUGUGUGCAUACUUGCGUGUGUGUGUGCGCGCGUGCAUUCAUGUGUACAACCCAUGUGCACAUAAGAGUAUACAGUGCCUUCGGAAAGUAUUCAGACCCCUUGACCUUUUCCACAUUUUGUUAUGUCACAGCCUUAUUCUAAAAUUGAUUAAAUUGUUUUUUUCCCCCUCAUUAAUCUACACACAAUACCCCAUAAUGACAAAGCAAAAACAGGUUUUUAGAAAUGUUGCUAAUUGAUUAAAAAUCAAAAAAUUAAAUAUCACAUUUACAUAAGUAUUCAGACCCUUUACUCAGUACUUUGUUGAAGCACCUUUGGCAGCGAUUACAGCAUCGAGUCUUCUUGGGUAUGACGCUUCAAGCUUGGCACACCUGUAUUUGGGAAGUUUCUCCCAUUCUUCUCUGCAGAUCCUCUCAAGCUCUGUCAGGUUGGAUGGGGAGCGUCGCUGCACAGCUAUUUUCAGGUCUUUCCAGAGAUGUUCGAUCAGGUUCAAGUCCAUGCUUCACCGUAUUGAUGGUGCCAGGUUUCCUCCAGACGUGACGCUUGGCAUUCAGGCCAAAGAGUUCAAUCUUGGUUUCAUCAGAUCAGAGAAUCUUGUUUCUCAUGGUCUGAGAGUCUUUAGGUGCCUUUUGGCAAACUCCAAGUGGGCUGUCAUGUGCCUUUUACUGAGGUGUGGCUUCUGACUGGCCACUCUACCAUAAAGGCCUACUUGGUGGAGUGCUGCAGAGAUGGUUGUCUUUCUGGAAGGUUCUCCCAUCUCCACAGAGGAACUCUAAAGCUCUGUCAGAGUGACCAUCGGGUUCUUGGUCACCUCCCUGACCAAGGCCCUUCUCCCCCGAUUGCUCAGUUUGGCCAGGCGGCCAGCACUAGGAAGAGUUUUGGUGGUUCCAAACUUCUUCCAUUUAAGAAUGAUGGAGGCCACUGUGUUCUUGGGGACCUUCAAUGCUGCAGACAUUUUUUGGUACCCUUCCCCAUAUCUGUUCCCCGACACAAUCAUGUCCCGGAGCUCUACGGACAAUUCCUUCGACCUCAUGGCUUGUUUUUUUUAUUUUCUUUAACAUGCACUGUCAACUGUGGGACCUUAUAUAGACAGGUGUGUGCCUUUCCAAAUCAUGUCCAAUCAAUUGAAUUUAACACAGGUAGACUCCAAUCAAGUUGUAGAAACAUCUCAAGGAUGAUCAAUGGAAACAGGAUGCGCCUGAGCUCAAUUUCGAGUCUCAUAGCAAAGGGUCUGAAUACUUAUGUAAAUAAGGUAUUUAUGUUUUAUAUUUGUAAUACAUUUGCAAAAAUUAUGGGGUAUUGCUGAGGAUUAUUUAAAAACAAAGUGUGGAGAAAAUCAAGGUGUCACGCCCUGACUCUGGGGACUCGUAUAUGUUGAGUCAGGGUGUGUAUGUUCUAUGUGGUGUAUUUCUAUGUUGGGUUUCUAUUAUGUGUAGAUCUAUGUUGGCCGGUGUGGUUCCCAAUCAGAGGCAGCUGUAGCUCGUUGUCUCUGAUUGGGGACCAUACUUAGGCAGCCUAUUGGCACUAGUGGGUUGUGGGAUCUUGUUCCAGUUAAGGUAUGUUGUGUUGUGCUGCCUUGGACUUCACGUUUCGUUUUGUUGUUUUGUCGGUUGUUUAUUCCUUUAAAUAAACAUGUAUGCAUAUCACGCUGCGCCUUGGUCUGACCCGUUCAUGAACGAACGUGACAGAAGAUCCCAACAAACGAGGACCAAGCAGCGUGUUAAGGAGCAAACGCCGGGAAGUCAACGGGAGGUUACAUUAGUAGAUGUCCUCCUCGGUUUGGGGAGAAUUACAGAGGAGGAGGCCGUCCGUUACCGGAAGGCGACGAAGGUAGAUACCCAGGCAGGAGAGGUGCAACGGCAACGCAGAGGACGCCGGUCGAGGAGGAAGCCCGAGAGACAGCCCCAAUAUUUUAUUUUGGGGGGGGCUAAAGGGGUGGUCGGGGAGCGAGAGAGAGGAGCCCCGACCACUGCACCCGGUCGGUUUUCAGAUUGGGUCCCUACGACCAUGGGAAGAGGAGUGGGAACAGUAUUAUACUGAGGAGUCGGAGGAUGACGACGACGACGAGGUUCUGUUCCCUAACUCGUGGGGGCACCCGGAGGAGUCCUCACGGGAAGAAGAGUGCCCACGACAGAGACCAGAGAGGCAACCCCAAGAACAUUUUGGGGGGGGCACACGUUGUGGACGACAAGGCAGCAGGAGGCCGUUAAAGGGCGGGUCUGCAGGUUAGGAGAGGAGGCCACUCCUACAGGAGGCUAUAAGGGAGAAGGAAAGUGUAGAGGCACGGCGAGAGGAGCUGGUUAGGCAGCAGAAGGAGCGGGGGUUAAUAAAGGAACCCAGUUCAGCUCCUUGCACCAAGCAAGUGGUGCGUGUCGCCAGUCCGGUCCGGCCCGUUCCUGCUUCCUGCACUAAGCCAGUGGUGCGUGUUCCCAGUACGGCCCGACCCGUUCCUGCCCCUCGCACCAAGACAGUGGUGCGCGUCGCCAGCCCGGUCCGGCCUGUUCCUGCUCCUCGCACCAAGCCAGUGGCUCUGGGGACUCGUAUAUGUUGAGUCAGGGUGUGUAUGUUCUAUGUGGUGUAUUUCUAUGUUGGGUUUCUAUUAUGUGUAGGUCUAUGUUGGCCGGUGUGGUUCCCAAUCAGAGGCAGCUGUAGCUCGUUGUCUCUGAUUGGGGACCAUACUUAGGCAGCCUAUUGGCACUAGUGGGUUGUGGGAUCUUGUUCCAGUUAAGGUAUGUUGUGUUGUGCUGCCUUGGACUUCACGUUUCGUUUUGUUGUUUUGUCGGUUGUUUAUUCCUUUAAAUAAACAUGUAUGCAUAUCACGCUGCGCCUUGCUCUGACCCGUUCAUGAACGAACGUGACACAAGGGGUCUGAGUACUUUCCGAAGGCACUGUAUGUCUUUCUGAGUGUGUAUGUGGGUAAUAUGUGUGUAUGAGUAACCUCAUGUCUGUAUGUACAGCGUGUGGUCCUCUGUAGCUCAAUUGGUAGAGCAUGGCGCUUGUAACGCCAGGGUAAUGGGUUCGAUCCCCGGGACCACCCAUAUGUAAAAAUUUAUGCACACAUGACUGUAAGUCGCUUUGGAUAAAAGCGUCUGCUAAAUGGCAUGUUAUAUUAUUAUUUAUAUUCACAUACAUAUUGUGUACAUUUAGUUUUUUGUUGCUAGUCUUUGUCCCUCAAAAUCCACCAUCGGUCUCUCCCAUACUGUACCCCACCCAAACACUAUAGCUAUGUCCCCAGCAAAGCCACACUUACUGGGGCACACGUCAUCCUCAGAGGUUUGUUAACGUGUAUAGAGGAAACCACAAACUAUUGUUUGAGAACAUUCAAUUCCGUAUAUCUAACCACAGUCCAUCCACACCCUUCUUAGUAGGCCCAAGACUGCCUCGACUAAAACAUCACUCAUCUAAAAUGCCUUAAAUAACUUUCAUUAGCUGUUAGUUUGGCUGACAACAUCUAUGGUGUUAUUAUGUGUGGCGUGUCACAUGAGAAUGAUGCUUACUAAAAUAUUGUAUUUCACCAUGUUAAUCAAUAGACAUGACAGAGUUGAAUCAGCUUCUUGUGAUAUACAGUACCAGUCAAAAGUUUGGACACACCUACUCAUUUCAGGGUUGUUCUUUUAUAUUUACUAUUUUCUACGUUGUAGAAUAAUAGUGAAGACAUCAAAACUAUGAAAUAACACAUAUGGAAUCAUGUAGUAAUCAAAAAAGUGUUAAACAAAUCAAAAUAUAUUUUAUAUUUUAGAUUCUUCAAAGCAGUCUCCCUUUGCCUUGAUGACAGCUUUGCACACUCUUGGCAUUCUCUCAACCAGCUUCAUGAGGUAGUCACCUUCUUAAUGCGUUUGAGCCAAUCAGUUGUGUUGUGACAAGGUAGGGGUAGUAUACAGAAGAUAGCCCUAUUAGGUAAAGAAAUUCCACAAAUUAACUUUUAACAAGGCACACCUGUUAAUUGAAAUGCAUUCCAGGUGACUACCUCAUGAAGCUGGUUGAGAGAAUGCCAAGAGUGUGCAAAGCUGUCAUCAAGGCAAAGGGUGGCUACUUUGAAGAAUCUCAAAUAUAUUUUGAUUUGUUUAACACUUUUUUGGUUACUACAUGAUUCCAUAUGUGUUAUUUCAUAGUUUUGAUGUCUUAACUAUUAUUCUACAAUGUAGAAAAUAGUAAAAAUAAAGAAAAACCUUUGAAUGAGUAGGUGUGCCCAAACUUUUGACUGGUACUGUAUACACACACCAUAUUUUCUUGUAGAAGGGCCACGUGGCUCACCUGUCAUAGAGACGAAUAUCUAUUGAAUCAAUCAGGUUAAAUCCACUUGAAUGUAACAGCAACUCACUCAAACAGGCCAUGACUAAAGGACUACUGUAUAGGCAAGCUAUGCUCAAUGAUGAAUGGAGGAGCAUUAUCUGUAUGUGUUAGAAAAUGCUCAUGACUAGACCUGAUACAUGCUCAUAGAUGGUUUCCAUUAGUUACCAACAAUACAUGUAAACAGUGAGUCAUCUCUGUGGUGUAGGAUGAUGAUAGCAUUCACUGAUAACUCUGGUGGGGACAUCUGUGGUUUCUGAUCACAUUUGAACAGCAUGGCACGAACAGGAAGCGUUAUGACAAUGUGCACAAGAGUGUUGGCUGGUUGGUAGUGAAGAAAGAAAUGAAAAAAAUAUUUUAUUUAAGAUUAUAUUAUUAUGCAGGCACUGCUUAAUUUAAGUCUAUUGAGUAACAUGUCGUUGUAGACCGGUCAGAGUUAAUUUAAAUACAAGAUCCCCAAAGACCCCAGUUGUAAUCACAAUAACAGUUUAAAGUCAUUAUUGAUGUAGGUUUUUGAAGUGCAUCUUAUUCUAUUCUCAGAGCUAUAUGAACCUGCCUCCAGACAAGCUGAAGCUGUUGAGUCAGUACGACAAUGACAAGAAGUGGGAGCUGAUCUGUGAUCAGGUAAGAACAUUACAUCUUGUUGGGCGCCUUAUAUGGGGUGAUUGGUUCAUGCAUUAGUAUAUACACAGUUCUACAUGAUUGGGUAACGCUUUAUUUCAGCGGUCCAUAAUAAACAAUUUAUUAAUCAUUACUCCCACAUUUAUGAAUAAUCAUAAGUAAAGUAUUUUUGCAGUCCCUAAUCUAAAGCAAGCACUAUUUAACCAUAACCAUAACCCUUACCUAACCUAACCUAACCUAACCUAACCAUAACCAUAACCAUAAAUGGUGUGUCAUAUUUUAGUAAAUACCUAAUAAAUGGUUUGUUACGGAUCGUUAAAAUAAAGUGUAACCCAUGAUUGUAUCUGAGAGGAAGUGUUAUAAAAACACAGCAUACGGAAAUAACUGUGAAGAAAAAUAAAUAUGUAUUGCUGGUGUCCAGUUGCCAAUAUGUAAUGUAGGUCAGAGUGCAAAAGGUCAUAUAGUCUGUUUCUACCACAACACUAAAACUCUGAUGGGUUCCUGUGGUAAGCACGUUUGCCCUCAGCAGGUUGGCAUGGUAACAAAGUGGUUUACGGUGCUUGUUGUGUUUGACUGUGUUAUUUUUCCUCUCACUCACCCUCCUCCCCUCAUCCCCUUCUCCUUCCUCCCUCCGUUCUGUGUGGUCAGGAGCGGUUCCAGGUGAAGAACCCCCCCUCUACCUAUCUGACCAAGAUCAAGAGCUUCUACCAGGACCAAGGAGGAGUGACCCGCAGGGUGGGUGUACAGUACCUCCCUUCCCGCUCACGUUCAUAGAGCUUCUAGUCAUUCUCACCGUAGCCAGGGAUUUCAAGAACUAAAUAUGCGUGUUUUGGAACAAUGGGAUAACAAUAUUACAUCUACAGUAGUAGUACAUCCUUGCAUUUUAUGACAAAGCCACUAAGCGAGUAAUAUAAGGCCAGUCUCAUUAGCAUAACUACUGAACUACGGAUAUAAAGGUUUGUGAGUUUCCUUAAUUCAUAGAGCUUCUCUGUAUGGUUUUGGCCUAUUUCAGUUCAAGAGGCAGGUCCAGGAGUCCACCCAGGUACUGAGAGAGCUGGAGAUCUCCCUCCGCACCAAUCAUAUUGGGUGAGUGACUGGACCAGGAUUAGCCUCUGCCGAGUCCCGAACGACCGGAAGUUCUGGUUUUCUGGGGAAAUGGAAAGAGAGCCUGUGACGCGACUUCCGCUUUUGGACGUUAACAAGGCGACUCUCCAUCUUAACUACUCCUCCACAUUUACUGGAUUGGUUGAACAAUGCAGAAGAGAACCUCCCCCGACAGUUUUUUUUCUUCUUCUCGUCAAGACCAGUAUGUACGGGAUCUAGUUUCAGGCGUUUCUUUUACGCCUGCUAUGUUAGGUUUGACCAGGACUGGUCCAGCAGGUAUCCCAUUAGUCAGUACGACUGACUCAACUGUCCUUAAAGUAGUAUUGGGUUCUAAUUCUCUUUCUCUCUAUAUAGCUGGGCCCAGGAGUUUCUGAAUGAGGAGAACCAGGGUUUGGAUGUAUUAGUGGACUACCUGUCCUAUGCCCAGUGUGACGCUUCGUGAGUAUCCCUUGCAGCCUCCCAUUCAGUCUUAACAGAAUCCCAUACUGUAUCAAUGAGACAUAGAUUAAUGCUUGAUUAUCUACAGUGAUGGAAAAAAGUAUUUGAUCCCCUGCUGAUUUUGUAAGUUUGCCCACUGACAAAAAAUGAUCAGUCUAUAAUUUUAAUGGUAGGUUUAUUUGAACAGUGAGAGACAGAAUAACAACAAAAAAAUCCAGAAAAACGCAUCUAAAAAAUGUUAUAAAUUGAUUUGCAUUUUAAUGAGGGAAAUAAGUAUUUGACCCCCUCUCAAUCAGAAAGAUUUCUGGCUCCCAGGUGUUGUUUAUACAGGUAACGAGCUGAGAUUAGGAGCACACUCUUAAAGGGAGUGCUCCUAAUCUCAGCUUGUUACCUGUAUAAAAGACACCUGUCCACAGAAGCAAUCAAUCAAUCAGAUUCCAAACUCUCCACCAUGGCCAAGACCAAAGAGCUCUCCAAGGAUGUCAGGGACAAGAUUGUAGACCUACACAAGGCUGGAAUGGGCUACAAGACCAUCGCCAAGCAGCUUGGUGAGAAGGUGACAACAGUUGGUGCGAUUAUUCGCAAAUGGAAGAAACACAAAAUAACUGUCAAUCUCCCUCAGCCUGGGGCUCCAUGCAAGAUCUCACCACGUGGAGUUGCAAUGAUCAUGAGAACGGUGAGGAAUCAGCCCAGAACUACACGGGAGGAUAUUGUCAAUGAUCUCUAGGCAGCUGGGACCAUAGUCACCAAGAAAACAAUUGGUAACACACUACGCCGUGAAGGACUGAAAUCCUGCAGCGCCCGCAAGGUCCCCCUGCUCAAGAAAACACAUAUACAUGCCCGUCAGAAGUUUGCCAAUGAACAUCUGAAUGAUUCAGAGGAGAACUGGGUGAAAGUGUUGUGGUCAGAUGAGAUCAAAAUGGAGCUCUUUGGCAUCAACUCAAUUCGCCGUGUUUGGAGGAGGAGGAAUGCUGCCUAUGACCCCAAGAACACCAUCCCCACCGUCAAACAUGGAGGUGGAACAUUAUGCUUUGGGGGUGUUUUUCUGCUAAGGGCCAUGUACCGUCAAAUCUUGGGUGAGAAUCUCCUUCUCUCAGCCAGGGCAUUGAAAAUGGGUCGUGGGUGGGUAUUCCAGCAUGACAAUGACCCAAAACACACGGCCAAGGCAACAAAGGAGUGGCUCAAGAAGAAGCACAUUAAGGUCCUGGAGUGGCCUAGCCAGUCUCCAGACCUUAAUCCCAUAGACAAUCUGUGGAGGGAGCUGAAGGUUUGAGUUGCCAAAUGUCAGCCUCGAAACCUUAAUGACUUGGAGAAGAUCUGCAAAGAGGAGUGGGACAAAAUCCCUCCUGAGAUGUGUGCAAACCUGGUGGCCAACUACAAGAAACGUCUGACCUCUGUGAUUGCCAACAAGGGUUUUGCCACCAGGUACUAAGUCAUGUUUUGCAGAGGGGUCAAAUACUUAUUUCCCUCAUUAAAAUGCAAAUCAAUUUAUAACAUUUUUUACAUGCGUUUUUCUGGAUUUUGUUGUUGUUAUUCUGUCUCUCACUGUUCAAAUAAACCUACCAUUAAAAUUAUAGACUGAUAAUUUUUUGUCAGUGGGCAAAUGUACAAAAUGAGCAGGGGAUCAAAUACCUUUUUCCCUCACUGUAUAUGUGACUAUAUGUUUGUGUAUUUGGGAAUGUAUCAAUAGGUUUGACAGGGAGGGUGCUGAGAAUGGGGGAACACUGUCAGAGAGAGGGAAGCCAGCGGAGAGGUCCAUGGAGGACCUGAAUAAGAGUGCAGGAAGCCCCCCUACACAUGGCAUGACCAGAGCAGCCCGCGCCCUAACCGUACGGUAAGAACCAUCAGCCGUAAUGAGACCCGAGUCUCACCCAAAAUAUUCUACUGCAAAGUGACCACCAUCUCUUCCAUCCUCUCAAUAUCUUCUUUGCAGGAUAACCUCUCUGGCACAGAGUAGGAGAACUCAGAAGAGCUCUAGAUUGACCAGUCAUAGGGACGACGUCCAUGUGUGCAUCAUGUGUCUGCGUGCCAUCAUGAACUACCAGGUGUGUGUUUGUGUGUGUGUUGUGCGGUGUGUGUGCAUGACCGUGAUAUGGAGUUUGAAAUAGUGAAAUUACAGAGCUGAUUAUCACUUUUUCAGUCGGGCUUCAACCAAGUGAUGACACACCCACGCUGUGUCAACGAGAUCACUCUCAGUCUCAACAACAGGAACCCCAGGUAUGAACACCUGUGUGUGUGUGUGCAUGUGUGUGUGCAUGCUUGUGCAUGUGUGUGUGUGUGAUGUGAUAUGAUAUUCCUGGUCUCUACAGAACCAAAGCCCUGGUGUUGGAGCUGUUGGCUGCUGUGUGUCUUGUGAGGGGCGGUCAUGACAUCAUUCUCGCUGCCUUCGACAACUUCAAGGAGGUGAAGGGAUUUACCAAACUUAGACACACUAGAACAGACUUUACUUGACCAAUAUGUACUGUAUGUCAUCUGUGAUGUGGAUGACAGAUGUGGACAUCUGUUGAAGUGCAUGACCGUGUUACUGAAACAAGGAACGUCUGUCCCAUGUCUUUUCACUCAGGUGAGCGGAGAGAAGAACCGCUUUGAGAAACUGAUGGAGUACUUUAGCAACGAUGACAGCAACAUUGACUUCAUGGUACGUGGACACAAAACGGUUUUAAAUCUACUGGCUGAUGUGUUGACAUUGCUCACAAUGUAGUUCUGAAAGGUUAAAGAUCAAAUAUGAUGAUCCCUCUCUUCAGGUGGCCUGUAUGCAGUUCAUUAACAUUGUGGUGCAUUCGGUGGAGAAUAUGAACUUCCGUGUUCACCUGCAAUAUGAGUUCACUCACCAUGGACUGGACCAGUACUUAGAGGUAAGCUCUCAUCUCAUUGUGGAAAAUCAAACAGUCACAACCACAAAACCAACUCCUUAAAACUGAAAUGAAACCGCCAUGAUAAAGAUGAUAAUUUGUGUGUGUGUGUGUGUCAGACUCUGAAGCUGACAGAGAGUGAGAAGCUGCAGGUUCAGAUUCAGGCCUACUUGGACAACGUGUUUGAUGUGGGGGCUCUGCUGGAGGAUGCAGAGAACAGGGGUGGGGUGCUGGACCAUGUGGAAGAACUGCAGGAGCAUAACACACAGGUCAGUGAAACAUACUGUACACACACAGUCUGAUUCAUUCAAAUCACACAUCUAAACAAUGUCAGCAAUUAUUCUAUGACUCGGUCUGUGACCUCCAAAUGAUGUGUUGUGUCGUGUUGUGUCAUGUGUUGUGUUGUGUCAUGUGUUGUGUUGUGUCAUGUUGUGUCGUGUUGUGUCAUGUGUUGUGCUGUGUCGUGUUGUGUUGUGUUCUGUCAUGUUGUGUUGUGUUGUGCUGUGUUGUGUCAUGUUGUAUUGUGUCGUGUUGUCGUGUUGUGUUGUGUUUUUGUAGCUGAGUGCCAGGCUAGAGGAGAUUGAGAGCCAGUCUGCAGAGAGGAUGGCUGAACUAGAGAAACAGCUCCUCCAAGCCACCAAGGAGACAGAGCUGCUCAAGGUCUGCACUGUACAGUUAACUGAGGAUUGUUUACAAUAUAGUGUAUCAGACAGAAAGGUAUGUGUGUGAUUGUGUGAUGAUAACUUUUCCUUGCCUUUGUGUGUGCGGCUGACAGGGGAACCUGCGGGACUCCUGUUCCCAGGUCAGUUCUCUGCAGCAGAGAGAGAGGGAGAGGGAGAUAAGCCAGGAGAGGGAGCGGGACAGAGAGCGUCUAAGCCAACCCUCCUCUGAGCUGGAACUCAAGGUGCAGGAGCUGCAGGACCGAGGGCUGAUCCGCCUGGGACGCACCCCCUCUGGGGCCCUAGACCUCCAGGUGGUGCCUGUCACCAUCAUCGAGUACGUCCCCGCCCCAGCCUCUGAGCCCAUGCUCAGCUCCACUGGACCUACUGGCCCAGACGUCCCUGAUGCCACUCCCUCCUCAGCCAUCUCUGCUGUCCCCCUCCUCCUCCUCCUCCUCCCCCACCCCCUCCACCUUCUGGGCCUGUUGGACCUAUUCCCCCACCCCCUCCACCUCCUCCUCCUCCCCCGCCUGGCUCUGGUGGCCCACCUCCCCCUCCUCCUCCCCCCAGGGGAGGUCCACCCCCACCUCCUCCUCCACCUGGCGCUGGACCCCCGCCCCCACCCGGAGGCCCACCUUCUGGAGACAGCCAAGCCGGUAAGGUGACUCUUAUCUGCUUUCAUUAGAGAUAUACAGAUAGAGUGGCUUGCGAAAGUAUUCACCCCCCUUGGCAUUUUUCCUAUUUUGUUGCCUUACAACCUGGAAUUAACCUAGGUUUGUAUCAUUUGAUUUACACAACAUACCUACUACCACUUUGAAGAUGCAAAAUAUUUUUUAUUGUGAAACAAACAAGAAAUAAGACAAAAAAAACUGAAAACUUGAGCAUGCAUAACUAUUCACCCCCUCUGGGCUUUGACUAGGCCAUUCCAAGACAUUUAAAUCUUUCCCCUUAAACCACUUGAGUGUUGCUUUAGCAGUAUGCUUAGGAUCAUUGUCCUGCUGGAAGGUGAACCUCCGUCCCAGUCUCAAAUCUCUGGAAGACUGAAACAGGUUUCCCUCAAGAAUUUCCCUGUAUUUCGCGGCAUCCAUCAUUCCUUCAAUUCUGACCAGUUUCCCAGUCCCUGCCGAUGAAAAACAUCCCCACAGCAUGAUGCUGCCACCACCAUGCUUCACUGUGGGAAUGGUGUUCUCGGGGUGAUGAGAGGUGUUGGGUUUGCGCCAGACAUAGAGUUUUCCUCGAUGGCCAAAAAGGGGUGAAAACAUAUGCACGCACCACUUUUCCGUUAUUUCUUUUUUUAGAAUUUUUUGAAACAAGUUAUUUUUUUCAUUUCACUUCACCAAUUUGGACUAUUUUGUGUAUGUCCAUUACAUGAAAUCCAUUUAAAUUACAGGUUGUAAUGCAACAAAAUAGGAAAAACGCCAAGGGGGUAACUGCCAAAAUAAAGGAAACACCAACAUAAAGUGUCUUAAUGGGGCGGUGGGCCACCACGAGCCAGAACCGCUUCAAUGCACUUUGGCAUAAAUUCUAGAAGUGUCUAGAACUCCAUUGGAGGGAUGUGAAACCAUUCUUCCAUGAGAAAUUCCAUCAUUUUGUGUUUUGUUGAUGGUGGUGGAAAACGCUGUUUUAGGAACCACUCCAGAAUCUCCCUUAAGUGUUCAAUUGGUUUGAGAUCUGGUUAACUGAGAAGUCAUGGCAUAUGAUUUACAUUGUUGUCAUGCUCAUCAAACCAUUCAGUGACCAUGCGUGCCCUGUGGGUAGGGGCAUUGUCAUCCUAUGGGGGCAUAGCUAUGGUAGCCAACAUAGUGGCCUGCCCAGCAUUUUUAUACAUGACCCUAAGCAUAAUAGGAAGUUAAUUCACUCAGGAACCACACCUGUGUGGAAGCACCUGCUUUCAAUAUACUUUGUAGCCCUCAUUUACUUAAGUGUUUCCAUAAUUCUGGCAGUUAUCAGUGGAGGCUGCUGAGGGGUGGACGGCUCAUAAUAAUUGCUGGAACAGAGCGAAUGGAAUGGCAUCAAACACCUGGAAAACCAUGUAUUUGAUACCAUUCCACCUAUUCCUCUCCAGCCAUUACCAAGAGCCUGUCCUCCCCAAUUAAGGUGCCACCAACCUCCGGUGUUAUAUGUAUAUAUAUAUAUAUAUAUAUAUAUAUAUAUAUAUUAAUGGUAGGUAGCGGUCUACAGCAGAUAUUAGAAGAUGAGAGAGGAAACCAUUCAUCUAGAGGAGAGAUUAAGAGAUUAGGGUAUGAGAAGUCAAAUAGGAGAGAGCUCCAUGCUAAUCAGAUUGUCAAUCAAUCUCAUGAAUCUGUAUGCGUCCAAUUUGCUGAAGGGUGAAAUGAGUGCAUUGGCGAUUGACAAAUGUGAUUGAUUCUCUCUCCUACUCUCUCUUUCUCUUUCUCUCUCUCUUUCUCUUAGGAGGUAAAAGCAGGAAGCCCAUCCAGACUAAGUUCCGGAUGCCUUUGCUCAACUGGCAGGCACUGAAGCCCAACCAGGUGACUGGCACGGUCUUCAACGAGCUGGACGAUGAGCAGGUCUUAGGGGUAAGACCAAACCUCCACACUGAUACUGGUGCUGACUGUGCUCUACUCUUCCAUUCUCCCUUCUCUCACCUUCCCUCUGACCCUCUUUCUACUCCUCUCUCUCCCCCUGUCUCUCUCUCCCCUCCUUACCCUCCCUCUUCCUCCCUCUCUAACCAUCUCUAUGUGUGUUGUGUCAGGAGCUGAACAUGGAGGCGUUUGAGGAGCAGUUUAAGACCAAGGCCCAGGGUCCUCCAGCAGCUCUGUCCACUCUGAAGGUCAAGGUGGCCCAGAAGGCCCCCAGCAAGGUCAACCUGAUCGAGGGCAACAAGGCCAAGAACCUGGCCAUCACGCUACGCAAGGGAGGCAGGAGCCCCGCAGACAUCUGCACAGCUAUAGAGACGUAUGGAACUCUAUCUUCUACUAUUCUGUGCCUUUCCUUAGUAAACAUCUUUCUCACACAUUUCAUUUAUUUUUUGUUCUAGUUAAUCCCUUCAUUCUCUUUCUCCUCAUCCCACCUUCCCCUAACACUCUUCUUUUGUCCAUUCCUUAUUAUCUUUCUUCUCUCUCUCCCUCCCUCCUUCUCUCCCUCCUUCUCUCCAGGUAUGACCAGCAGUCGUUGGGGCUGGACUUCCUGGAGCUGCUGGAGAGGUUUGUCCCGUCAGACUACGAGCUGAAGCUCCUCCAGAACUAUGAGAAGGAGGGCCGUCCGCUGGAUGAACUGUCAGAGGAGGACCGCUUCAUGAUGCGCUUUGGGAAGAUUCCUCGUCUGGCCCAGCGAAUCAACACCCUCACCUUCAUGGGCAACUUCCCCGAGAGCGUCAAACGUCUGCAUCCGGUAAGUCAGUUGCUCAGGCCAUACAAUGAAAUUGUAUCUGCACAACAAUGACUUUCUUCUGAAUCUGAUACUAUAGUCAUUCAUAAUCUCACCUACAGCAACUGAACUCUAUAAUCGCAGCAUCCAUGUCCAUUAAGUCCUCGGCCAAGCUGAAGAAGAUGUUAGAGGUGAGUGGAGGGCUUCCCUGUCCGUCACUGCUAACCUCCAAUCAGAGAGCCUCUUUAAACAGGCCUGCACUGUCUAUGUAACACAUUCUGUAUCUGGCUCCUCCCCUCCAGAUCAUCCUAGCCUUUGGGAACUACAUGAACAGCAGUAAGAGGGGUGCAGCCUUUGGGUUCCGCCUGCAGAGUCUGGACCUGGUGAGUACCCCUCUGCUCUUGAGGCAAAAUUGUUUCCCUUAUUUAACAUGAAUAGAACCAUCACUAAAAUGGAGAUUAACUGUCUGAAAUAGUAUGGCUUAAGCUCUGUAACGAUGAAUAAGUCACUAUUAGCUAAAGCCAGGUUUGGACUGUUGAGGGAGCUAUGGUAUGUUGAUAGGCAGGCCAGUCCGUCUUUGAGAGAUGACUCCAUCUGUCCCUCCAUUUGUCUCUGUCCUGUCAGCUGCUGGACACAAAGUCUACAGACCGCUCCCAGACCCUACUACACUUCAUCUCCAGCAUCGUCCAGGAGAAAUACCCUGAACUCAACAACUUCCACACUGAGCUGCACUUUGUGGACAAGGCUGGCCUAGGUGCGUGAACGCAAUCAACGCUUGCACGCAUGCACACACAUGCAUGCGCAAACACAUUUACACACAGCUUUAAAAAAUGCAGCCCUUCAUAGUGAGAAUAACUGACGCCCUGUUUCUCUCCUGUGUUUGUGUGUUUCAGUGUCUCUGGACAGUAUUCUUCAGGAUAUCCGCUCUCUGGAGAGGGGAAUGGAAGUGACGAAGAAGGAGUUCCUGGUGCAGGAAGACAACACAGUGCUGAAGGAUUUUGUCAAGGCAAACAGUGAAUUACUGGACUCUUUACUCAAAGACAGCAAGACCGCUCAGGUUGGAAUUCCAUAACAUUUGAACUUAAUAGACACAUCCAACAACAUCAUUCCACAGAAGAUGUUCAAUACCUAUUUUAUGAUGUGUGUGUGUCAUCUCUCCUCCUCUUCCUCUCUCACCUCCACCACUAGGAGGCAUAUGGCUCGGCGGUGGAGUAUUUUGGAGAGAACCCCAAGACCACGCAACCCUCCAUGUUUUUCCCUCUGUUUGUCCGCUUCAUGAAGGCCUAUAAGGUGAGGUGGUGCCCCCAUAAUGAGGCAGCACAGAGGGAAAGGAUAAUGAAAUAGCUCAUUAUAUUUCACUUGUGUCUAUUGUGGGUGCAUUUUGUAUUUAUAUGAAUGUUUGUUAAAGAGACAGUGCAGUCAAAAACGUGAUUUUCUUGUGUUUUAAAUAUAUUUUCCACACUAUGAGGUUGGAAAAAUACUGUGGAAUUGUGAAAAUUAUGAUGAUGCACUUUUAGUGUAAGAGCUAUUUGAAAAGACUGGCUGAAAUUUCAGCUUGUUUGGCUGUGUGGGAUUUUUGCACCACCUGGUAAAUUAAUAGACCAAUAAAAAAGAAAGUUUGCCCUCCUCUCUGCCAAUAGCAGCUAGUUUUCAGGUUACACAUCCCUCCUAUUAGGCUCCUCCAAUUAGGCCCCUCACUCAGACCACUUCCAGACAGUCCUAGCAAAAUUCUUGCUUGAGAAAUAGCAUUUUGCUAAGAAGCUAUUUUUGUUUCUUUUUACCAUUUUAAUUGAAAACAAUCACAGCAAGGUACUUAAUUGUUGCCCAGAAAUGAUUUGAUAUUGAGAUAAAACGGCUGCAUUGGACCUUUAAUGACCUGUUUUUGUGUCUGUGUCCCACACAGCAAGCAGAGCAGGAUAAUGAACAGAGGAAGAGACUGGAGGCCCAGAGCAGCGAGAACCAAGCAGAGUCUCCCUCCCCUAGAAAGAAAGAGGCUGCAGGACACAAGGUAUGACAAUAGACUAUAGACCGAUGCCCCAUACCAACUCAACCACCACAAUCUCUACAUUCAAUACAGUCAGUUAAAAAACUUCCCCUAUGACUGCUCGACCAGUGACUGGUCAUUCUAGUGUGGUCCAUACUACAUAUGCCAAUGUGUCAGCUUUACCCUUUGACCCCUGCCAGUCUCCCAUGAUGCCCAAGAUGGACCUGAUAGCGGAGCUGAAGAAAAGGCAGGUGAAGCCCCAGGUGAAGGAUGGGGCCCUGGAGGACAUCAUCACAGGUAUGACAAACCACUAUGGCUAGAAUACAUUAUGCACUAUAGUCUUAUAAGUCAUUAUAGUUUAUGAUCUAUAAAACAUCAGAGUUAAGGACGCUUAUAGUCAAUGUCAUAACACAUUAUAAGUGGGCUAUAAGGCACUAUAAAAUACAUUAAUGCUUUAUAUGUAUGUAAAUCACAAAGUGUUAUCACACUUUUCACCAGUACAUUCUGAGAUAGAUAUCCCUUGCUAAGUUUCAGUGGUUGUGUCUAUGUGCUUUGUCCCAGACCUGAGGAACUCCCCGUUCAGAGCAGCAGAUGGACGGAGACCAGCACAGCGUCAAGACACCUGAACAACUCCAGCUCCAAGACCCACAACUCCACUGAGAUUACUGUACACACACUCAAUAUCAAAGUGUAUGCAUACACAGAACACAAAUACAUACUUGUAUUGUACAUACACAAUACACAUACAUUAGUACUGGAGAUGAUGUAGCCUUUUACUUAUCAAUACACAUUUAAACAACAAUAUGAAUUGUCAAAAUAGAUACGCAAGGUAGAUGGAUUAUUUUAAAUAUGUUAUUGGACCAUAAACAGAUAUGGCUCAUUAACCUUUACGGACCAAAUAAUGAUGAUCCAAAAUUCUUUGACAAUAUAUAUAAUAAAUUAUCAAGCCUGCAAGCAAUUCAAGACAAUAUUGUUAUGGUGGGGGAUUAUAAUACUGUUUUAAAUAGCUCAAUGGACCGUAAAGGAAAUCACACCACAAACAAUCACCCACAUGCUCUUAAGGAAAUUGUGAAUGUCAUGGAUACAUUAGAAUUAGUAGAUAUAUGGAGGCUUAAAUAUACUGAUCUAGUGAGAGAUACAUGGCGGAGACUGAAUCAAGCUAGUCGUCUUGACUUCUUUCUUAUCUCAUUCUCGUUGGCACCAAAAGUUUAAAAAGUGUUGAUAGGGGACAGAAUGCGGUCGGACCAUCAUAUAAUAGGCAUAUACAUUACUCUUACUGAAUUUCCACGUGGGCGAGGAUAUAGGAAAUUUUAUCAAAGCCUAUUGGAUGAUAAUUUAUUUAUAAUUAGAACAAAUGAAUUUAUAACUGACUUUUUCCAACAUAACAUAGGUACAGCGAAUCCCCUUAUUGUAUGGGACACCUUUAAAUGUGCCUUUAGAGGCCAUGCAAUUCAGUACUCAUCUCGAAAACAAAAGCAAUUUAGGUCAAAAGAGUUUAUACUAAGAAAGGAAAUAGAAAGUCUAACAGAACAGAUAGAUGGCAAUCAAAACUGUAACAUAGAGGCUCAGAAUAAAUUAGAGGAAAAACAAAAAGAAAUUGAGAAACUUACUCAAGAAAGAUCAAGUGUAAUAUAUUAUAAAAAUAAAGCAAACUGGAUGGAAUAUGGGGAAAAAUGCAAAAAAAUAUUUUUUAAUCUUCAACAUAGGAAUGCUACCAAAAAGAACUUAAUGAAACUGGUUACAAUUGACGGAGUCACCCAUAAUUCACCAAAUGAUAUUUUGAAGGAAGAAACAAAGUACUUUAAGCAUAUGUUUUAUUUUCAGUCGCCUCCAUCUCCUCUAACUGAAGCUAAUUGUAGAGAUGUUUUUUCUAUUGAUAAUGUCAAAUUAACAGCCACACAGAAAGACUCAUGUGAAGGUGAAAUUACAGAGGAGGAACUUCUGGAUGCAAUUAAAGACUUUAAGUCUGGGAAAACUCCAGGGUUGGAUGGCAUACCAGUCGAGGUAUACCAAACCUUUUUUGAUAUACUAAGAGGACCGUUAUUAGCAUGUUUUAACCACUCCUAUGUAAAUGGUAGAUUAUCUGACACUCAAGAAGAAGGUCUGAUCUCAUUAUUACUGAAACAGGAUACAAGUGGAAAAUAUAAAGAUCCAGUCCAUUUACAAAAUUGGAGGCCCCUUACACUUCAGUGUUGUGAUGCAAAAAUCCUAGCAAAAUGUAUAGCGCAUAGAAUUAAAAAGGUAUUGUCGGAUAUUAUUCAUUCUAAUCAGACAGGUUUUUUACAUGGAAGAUACAUUGGAGAUAAUAUAAGGCAAGUAUUGGAAACAAUAGAACACUAUGGAAAAUAUGGGAAAACAGGCCUGCUAUUCAUCGCAGACUUCGAAAAGGCAUUUGAUAAAGUUCGACUGGGGUUUAUAUAUAAAUGCCUGGAGCAUUUCAAUUUUGGAGAAUCUCUUAUAAAAUGGGUCAAAAUCAUGUAUAGUAACCCUAGGUGUAAAUUAGUAAAUAAUGGCUAUUUCUCAGAAAGUUUUAAACUGUCAAGAGGAGUGAAACAAGGUUGUCCACUAUCGGCAUAUCUAUUUAUUGUGGCCAUCGAGAUGUUAGCUAUUAAAAUUUACAUUUUAGUCAUUUAGCAGACGCUCUUAUCCAGAGCGACUUACAGUUAGUGAGUGCAUACAUUAUUUUAUUUUUUUUCAUACUGGCCCCCCGUGGGAAUCAAACCCACAACCCUGGCGUUGCAAACACCAUGCUCUACCAACUGAGCUACAACUGAGCUACAAAGCAUGAUGUUUCCACCCCCAUGCUUCACAGUAGGUAUGGUGUUCUUUGGAUGCAACUCAGCAUUCUUUGUCCUCCAAACACGACGAGUUGAGUUUUUACCAAAAAGUUAUAUUUUGGUUUCAUCUGACCAUAUGACAUUCUCCCAAUCCUCUUCUGGAUCAUCCAAAUGCACACUAGCAAACUUCAGACGGGCCUGGACAUGUACUGGCUUAAGCAGGGGGACACGUCUGGCACUGCAGGAUUUGAGUCCCUGGCGGCGUAGUGUGUUACUGAUGGUAGGCUUUGUUACUUUGGUCCCAGCUCUCUGCAGGUCAUUCACUAGGUCCCCCCGUGUGGUUCUGGGAUUUUUGCUCAUCGUUCUUGUGAUCAUUUUGACCCCACGUGGUGAGAUCUUGCGUGGAGCCCCAGAUCGAGGGAGAUUAUCAGUGGUCUUGUAUGUCUUCCAUUUCCUAAUAAUUGCUCCCACAGUUGAUUUCUUCAAACCAAGCUGCUUACCUAUUGCAGAUUCAGUCUUCCCAGCCUGGUGCAGGUCUACAAUUUUGUUUCUGGUGUCCUUUGACAGCUCUUUGGUCUUGGCCAUAGUGGAGUUUGGAGUGUGACUGUUUGAGGUUGUGGAUAGGUGUCUUUAAUACUGAUAACAAGUUCAAACAGGUGCCAUUAAUACAGGUAACGAGUGGAGGACAGAGGAGCCUCUUAAAGAAGAAGUUACAGGUCUGUGAGAGCCAGAAAUCUUGCUUGUUUGUAGGUGACCAAAUACUUAUUUUCCACCAUAAUUUGCAAAUAAAUUCAUAAAACAUCCUACAAUGUGAUUUUCUGGAGAAAAAAAUUCUCAAUUUGUCUGUCAUAGUUGACGUGUACCUAUGAUGAAAAUUACAGGCCUCUCUCAUCUUUUUAAGUGGGAGAACUUGCACAAUUGGUGGCUGACUAAAUACUUUUUUCCCCCACUGUAUAUAUAUAAAUAUAUAUAUAUAUAUAUAUAUAUAUAUAUAUAUAUAUAUAUAUAUAUAUAUAUAUAUAUAUAAUAUAAUUAUUGUAAAAUUAACUCUGUCCAUAAGGUGUAGAUAGUAAGUAUAGACCGGAAGUAGAGGCCUGGGCAUUGUUGUUCACUAAUUUACUCCAAGUAGGGAAAGGAUGGCGGGGUUGAAAAGUAAUAAAGGGGAGUAUAUAUAUAAAAAACAUGGGGGAUUGGAAGUGAUGCAGACAAUUACAUUGAUAGAAGAUACAAUCUAUCUGCAAUAUUAAGCUGAUCCACCCCCCCCCCCCAAAAAAAAAAAUAUAUAUAUAUGAAUUUACUCUGCAAAUAGAACACAGAGUUUAAGCUAUACGUCAUGAGCAAAUGUGUAACAUAGAAAUACAUCUAUGCAUGUUUAACCAUUAUCCAUUUAGCU
Molecule: messenger RNA, 20730 nt
Organism: Coregonus sp. 'balchen'
Lineage: Eukaryota; Metazoa; Chordata; Actinopteri; Salmoniformes; Salmonidae
Source: the annotation of a GenBank genome assembly